GUUCUGCAACGAAGUCUUGAAGAUUUCCCAAGUAUGCAUCCUUCGCACUCAAAUUUCGUAAAAUUAUGACUUGCCGGGGUGAAAUGGAUUAGGUAUAAAUACACGCCCUGGUCUAUCAAAUCAUCACAUCUUCCAGUGACAAGUUAAGAGAAGCACCAACAAUCAUGAACAAACUCGUAUUCACCGUUCUCGCCUUAUUCGCUUAUGGAGUAUUGGCAGCUCCUAAGCCAGAAGCUAAAGCCGAGGCAAAACCAGGAGUAUUAGCAGCAGCACCAUUAGUAGCAACAGCGCCAGUUGUAGCCCCAGCUGUAGUAACAGCGCAAAGCUCUCAGGCCAUCUUGAGAACCUACAGUGCUCUAGCUUCCCCAUACGUUGCUUCAGCUCCUUUGGUAGCAGCUCCAGCACCUCUGAUAUCCUCGCCUUAUGUAUCUAGUUACUCGUAUGCUCCUUAUUUCGCAGCUCCUUAUAUCAUUUGAAUUGAUUUAGAAGAAUGAUUUUUUGUUUUUGUUCCCAAUAUAAAUGUACAGAUCGA
Molecule: messenger RNA, 532 nt
Organism: Harmonia axyridis
Lineage: Eukaryota; Metazoa; Arthropoda; Insecta; Coleoptera; Coccinellidae
Exons: 2
Coding region: 165-476 (103 amino acids)
Source: RefSeq, a predicted model, not a curated record